GGCUCUCUCUUGCACCCCAGCAGAAACACGAGCAUCGGGAGGCGCGUGGAACAUCGCGUGGAUAAUGCGCGUGCCUUGGACACUUCCCGCGCGUCCAUGAAGGAGAGGAUGGAGACAUGGCAGGCGCAAUUCUCCAUAUCUUGAACUCGGUGAAUUAAAACACCUUGUGAGAUUUUGAGACUGCUGGAUCCUGUCUUGGAUAAAAGCGCGUUCUUCUGCACCUGAAGAAAAUGGAUCCAUCCCCUACAAGGCCGAACGGCUCGAAAAAGAGGGUCAAAAUUCACCCCAACACAGUCACGGUGAAAUAUGCCACACAUUUUCCCCAACCUGGCGAUGAAGGCUACGAUGACGCCCCGUCUUUUGAGGACUUCAGUGCGUUCGUGGACAAUAACCCUAAUAAGAGACUGGUGUCAGAGAGCGGCCAUGGCAGGACUUUAUUCGGCACAAUGGAUACGCGCCCCAGGCCCGAGCAGAAAGACAAAGGUGUGGGCGGUCAGCUCGCGAGCUUCGGCGAGGCCUCCGUUCUAGCCUCGCGUGUCACCUGGGGCGCCCUCUUCGGGGCAGCCAUAGCGCAUGGCUGUGUUGCCCUCAUCACACGGCUCGCGGCGGACCGCUCCAAAGUGCCAUCUUUAGAGCUCAUCUUCAUCCGCUCUGUGAUCCAAGUGAUGUCCAUACUGGUGGUCCUCUACUACAAAGAGGCCCCCUUCGGGCCUAAAGGCUAUCGGCUACGGUUGUUCUUUUACGGGGUGUGCAACGUCAUCUCGAUUACCUGCGCGUACACGUCCUUCGCCAUCGUUCCGCCUAGCAACGGCACUAUCAUGUGGCGGGCGACCACCACGGUUUUCAGUGCCAUCCUGGCCUUUCUCCUCCUAGACGAACGUCUCGGUUACACCGACGUAGUGACUGUCGUAGGUAGUCUUUUUGGUCUGUGCCUGGUCAUGAUCCCCAACAUUGCCGACGAAGAGAAGUCUCCUCUGGGUUUCUGGAAAGAAGCUUUCGGUUAUACCAUGACUGUGAUGGCGGGGCUCACCGCGGCUCUGUCCAUGAUAGUGUACCGUGCCAUCAAAGAGCGUGUCAGCAUGUGGACGGCGCUCUUCACGUUCGGCUGGACGGGCACUGUGUGGGGGGCGUCGACCAUGUUUAUCAUGCAAGAACCCAUCAUCCCAUUGGACGGCGAGACUUGGGGCUAUCUCAUCGGAAUCUGCAUCUGCUCCACCGUGGCGUUUUUGGGUGUCUACUACGCCCUCAACAAGUUCCACCCCGCUCUGGUCAGCACCGUGCAGCAUCUGGAAAUCGUGGUUGCCAUGUUUCUUCAGCUCAUCGUUCUGCGAAUGACCCCGUCCGUGUAUGACGUCUUUGGGGCUCUGGUCAUCAUGGUCAGCGUGUUCGUUCUGACGGGUCUCAAGCUCUACCGGGUGGGCAGGGCAAUUCGACAGGAUUACCAGGAGAUCUUGGACUCGCCGAUCAAAUGAGCUCAUCAUCUUGUGUGUACUUGAGUGCAUGAGGGGGCAUGUAUACUUGUGUAUGUGUGUGUGUGCAGUGUUUACCAGCCCGCUUUUCAUACAAAUGUGCAAUCAUUGAAUGUCUGGAUCUUUGGAAUUUAUUUUUGUGUCUCUGGAGGAGUGCCAUUGGUGUAAUGUCUUUGCUAAAUGUCGAUGUGUGAAAAUAAAAAACAAUGAUCUAUAGUG
Molecule: messenger RNA, 1688 nt
Organism: Triplophysa rosa
Lineage: Eukaryota; Metazoa; Chordata; Actinopteri; Cypriniformes; Nemacheilidae
Gene: slc35g2b
Product: solute carrier family 35 member G2b
Exons: 2
Coding region: 231-1472 (413 amino acids)
Cellular component (GO): membrane
Source: RefSeq, a predicted model, not a curated record